Messenger RNA from Moesziomyces antarcticus, 6519 nucleotides. RefSeq lists its product as uncharacterized. The coding region runs from base 1 to 6519 and encodes 2172 amino acids. Gene Ontology annotation, cellular component: nucleus; TSC1-TSC2 complex; cytoplasm. The transcript has a single exon. The record is from RefSeq and is a predicted model, not a curated record. Lineage: Eukaryota; Fungi; Basidiomycota; Ustilaginomycetes; Ustilaginales; Ustilaginaceae. Gene Ontology annotation, molecular function: GTPase activator activity. Gene Ontology annotation, biological process: negative regulation of TOR signaling; regulation of small GTPase mediated signal transduction; positive regulation of GTPase activity.
AUGGAUCCAAACCGCUUGCGCUCGCCCUCUUCCGCCGCACAGUCGCUGCCCGCUACGGCGGCGGGCACGGCCGCCUCGUCGUCUUCCGCAGGCUCCUCCAAGGCUAGCAGCAGCUUCAACCACAUCCUCCGCACCAUUCGUGGCGGCGGUCGCUCCACCUCGGCUACCUCGUCCGCAACCUCAGCAGCAGCCACAGGCAACGGCCUCUUGCCCAGCACCCCCUUGGCGCCCAUCACCACCGCACUGCCUCCGUCGCGCAACCCUUUUGAGUCCGGUGCAUCGGCUUGGCUCGAACCCAUAUCUCCCUACGAUCUCACCAAGAUCGAACCCGCACACGGCGCCACCUACGAUGCACUCUUCGACGAUCUGCGCAAACCUCUCCCUGCCACUGCCAAAGCACGCGACGACGCCGUCCGACAGCGCAUCCCAAAGAUCCGCGCUCUUGCCGCCGCCGUAGAACGCCAGAGCGCUCCCAAACCCAUCUUUGCCGACGACGUGCCCCUCGCCCAAGUCUUUCGCCUUUGCACCGCCCUCCUCACAGCAGAGCAACCCCAGAAACUGCGCAUCGAGACGUGCAACCUCCUCACCCUCUCCGUCAAGCUCGCGGACAAGCGCGCCGCCAAUGCUUCUCCCGCUCUCACAGAACUGCGCAACGGCGCUCCAGGCUCCCUUUCCUCAAAGGUCUCCGACAGCGAUCAGCCGCUAGCUGCCAUCGACCGUUCCCUCUUCUAUCGCCUCGUCCUCAGCGUCUCCGCCAGCGAAAUCGACGAUGACGAAGUCGACGACAACACCCACCUCAUCCUCGCCGGCUUGCCAACACAGCUUCGCGCCAUCGAGGUGCUCACAAAGGACGGCAGAGAUGUCGUCGGCUUCCCCGGCCUCAUCCUUUGCCUCACACGCUGGCUCGACGUCGCAUGGCGCGAGGUACAGCGUCUCCGCACUCAGCUUCAAGCCUUUGUCGAUGACAACGGCAGGAUCGGUCGACCGGGCUCCAAAGACAAUGCAGACGAGCUUGCCGCCGAACAGACGCUCGCCAUCGCCCGCCUCUCGUCUGCAGAGUGGGACGUACAGUCCUGCCUCCAGCUUCUCAUGGGCAUUCUCAAGUACAGCUUUGCCCGCAUCCCUCUCUCGCAUGCCGAGCUCGUCAUUCGAAGCGCAGCCGAGCUCGUCAUCGGCGAGGGCAAUGCACAAACCACCGCCUUGCCCAGCACCGCCAUCGCAUCGCCGCCCCUCAAAAGCACGCCCCUCUUGGGCCCACAGCGCAUGACGGCCAGCGCUACACCAGCCUCUCGCCGUUCACGCUCCCGUGACGCACGCCCUCUCCUCGAUGGCUACUCCUACUACGGCCUCGAAACCAUCAGCCCUUCGCCAGGCAGCAUGGAGACCUCGCCGUCCGCAACGCCGCGCUCCACAAAACUCGUCUCGAUCGAUGCCCUGGCGUCCCAGCUGCACGCAUCCGCAUCUGCAUCCUCAGCACCUGCCAAACCCUCCAACGCCGCGCCCAUGACCUUGGCAACCCUCGUCCCUAGUCGCGAGUCGGCCGCCGCCACCCCGUCCAAAGAAACGACCUCACACUACUGGAUCGGCCCCGAGCUCCAUCUCGACGAGGUGCGCAGCUGUCUCAAGCUCUUGGAUGCUACGCUUCGCUACGGCCACCUCCCACCCGCGUGCAUCGAGAUCGUGGUCAAGAUGCUCUGCCGUCUCCUGGGCUACUGCCGCGUGGAUCCUCGCUCGCCCGGAUUCAUCCGCCCAAAGUCCGACGCACACGACCAAGACGCUGACUGGCACCAGGAAGUGCUGCCCAUCCUUUCCAACAUCCUCCGCAGCCACUGCGCCAAUGCUGCCAUCCGAUCCGCCCGCCUCAUCCUCACUUCGUCCACCGAGCCAGGAAAGGCAGCGCAGCUCGAGGAUCCGGCGGUACUCGUCGGCGCCGUCAACUUCUUCCGUCUGGCUCUGACCCAUGUGGCCGAACAAGAGCAGCAGAAGAGCCAAGGUUCCGCCUCCAACGCCUCGUCCAAGCCGCAGAAGGAAGAUGCGCUUGCUCCUACUCUUUCCCUUGCACUCAUCACACCCGCGCUACGCGCCGCCCUCAAACGACAGUGCGAUGUGCUUGACCUCGAGGUGCUGCUGCUCAUCUCGGAUCUUCUCCCGUCAGCACAGGCAGCUGCCCAACAGGCUUCGGCACCAAAAGCACGCAUCGUAGGCGACAAGCAAACGCCAUUAGACCGCUCCAACUCGCAAGGCAACAAAGACACACGCGACAGAGCCUUUGCCCGCUCCGACUGGGACGCACUCCUGGAACUCACCAUCGACGCCAAGAGGCACCUCGAAGGCCUCAAGCUCAGCAGCUCGUUCUUCAGCGCCUCGUCCGGUCUCAGCGGAUCGGCGUCACUGCAUGCUUCGGCCGAAGCCGCCGAGUCUGCCACAGGCACUUCCGCCACUCACACGACGACGGUCAUGGCGAUGCUCAAGCUCUUGGACAAGGUCAACAUUGCACAUCCGCCAAGAGCGUCUUCGGAGGCCAAGGAUGCCGAGAACAGGCGCCCGUCAGAGAGCGGCGAAGCAAGCGCGUCAGCAGCAGCAUCGCCGUCACCGCCUUGGAGCCCAAAGCUAGCAUCGUUCCUCCUCACGCUUUCGCCCAUCUUGCCCGACGCCACCGUCUCGAAGCUCGUGCAGUACUACUGGUCGCAGCACCUCUGCCUGCCGAGCAAUCCAGACUGGCUCGCCAACAUCCGCGCGCUCCUCCAGGCUUUCUUCUACCGCAACGUGCCAACGUCGCCGCAGGGCCAGUCGGAGCCCAACGCGCGAUACGACCUCGUCUCGCUCGUUUUCGACCACGUCUACAACGCUGUGCAAGACCUCAACGCCGAGCGCAACCUGUUCAUGACCGAGAUCGUCCUGCCGCUGGCCAAUUCCACGCUCUCCUCAGAGACGGACGCACGCACCGAAUCGUUGAUUCGUUCGGUGCUCGUUCACGCCGCCGUGCUCAGCGGAUCGCAGAUCCCGGGUCCCGUCGACCCGGACGCCGAGGCGGUCGAGAGCAAGCAGAAGGACUUACCCGAUUCCGAGUUCGAAGAGGUGUUUGUCGAGGUGCGCAAGCUGCUGUGCCGGUUAGCGCGCUCUGCCUCGCACAAGGCGGUGGCGUUCGAUGUGCCUGCGGGUGCCGCAGAGGAUGAAGAGGGCAAGUCGCCGUCGCAUGCGCAGCUUGGUUCAUCGGCCAGCGAGGGCAAGGCGCGCAAUGCGGCGCUCGACAUGAUCGCCAUCUUCAACCGCAUGGCUUUCAGCACGCCGUGGAUCGCCAACUCGGUAGACCGCGGCAUCGACCUGUCCAUCCGCCAGCAGUGGGAGAAGAAGACGCGUGCCGGCUGCAUCGCCAUCUUCCGCGACCUGCUCGAGCUGCUCAAAGUCAGGCCGUCCUCGGGCGCGGGUACCACGUCGGCAUCUUCGGCAGCGGCGACCACUGGCACCGUGUGCACCUCGACCAGACUCGUCAUCCUGGAAUGGCUGCUCCGCUUCCGCACAGAUCGACAGCACCGUGUCUACCUCGCGGGCAACUUGGACGAACUUAUCAGCGAGAGCGCCACGGUGCUGAUGAAAGGCCCCAGGGACACCGAAGCCGACCUCGGUGCCAACAAGCAAGCAGGAUCGUCGAACAGCAGCGCAGAUGCGCGCGCGCGGGCUGGCUCCAAGGUAGGCACCGCGCCUAUUCGGAACGAGCGCGAGGGCCGCGAGGCUCAGCGCAAUGCAGAGGCCGCAGCAAGGUCCAAAUCCCGCCUGCGAGAGUUGUCCCGCGAGCGAGGGCGGCCCGAACGCGUCAGCGAGCCAGCGCGACGUCAGGCCGAACCACGAGACCGCAGCAGCAGCCAGCAGAGGGCUGUACGGCCAGCGACGUACGAGCAUCUGUGGCGCUUACCCCAGGCGGUCUCGUUCGAGAUGCCCAGCAUCUCGCUCCGCAGCGAUAUCAUCUACACCUACAUCCACCAGCGCAGCGACAUGGAGUGCUGCGCCGGCAACACGCACUUACACAGCGACAAGGAACGCGUGCCGGCGCCCAUCCCCGUGUCUGAAUUCCUGGCCGCAGCGAUCGAGAUCUUGCGCUCGGAGCCGGACUGGGAGGUAGUGUCGUACCUGCUGUGCCACCUGCCGCACCAGCUGAGCAACAAGCAUCUGUUCUGCGGGCCCAAGGCGCAGCUCCAGGUGCUGCACCUGCGCAAGGAGAUUUGCCAGGGCAUCCUUGACGAUGCACUCCUGCCCAAAGUGGUGCUUCCGGACGAUCUGAAAAAGACCGACGUGACGGCGGUGGUGUACGACACGCUCGUGACGCUCAUCAGCUACCGCACGCUCUUCUCGCGCGCCGAGCAGGACGAGAUGGUGGAUGCGUUCAUUCGCGGUCUCAAAAAGUCGCACACGACGGCGCGGUCGUGCAUCAAGGCGCUCUCGAUCGCGUGCUACGAGAUGCAGAAGAGCUUUACGCGCUUCUUCUCCAACAUGCUGCUCACGCUCACCGCGGUGCGCUCGCACAUGACCAUGAGCGUGCACAUCCUCGAGCUCAUCGCCACGGUCGCACAGCAUCCGGCGUGCUACGCCAACUUCACCGAGACGGACUACAAGCGCGUGUUCAGCAUUGUGCUGCAGUACAUCGAGUACCACCAGAGCCCCGAGGCGGCGACGCGCGACGACUACCGCGCGAGCCCCGCCACGUUCUCGCUCUCGCAGUACGUGAUGCUCAUGGCGUUCUACAACAUUGCGCUGUGGUUUGUGAUCCUCAAGGUGGGCGAUCGGCCCAAGUACCUGCCCUACAUCUCGCGCGGCCUGCUCAAGGCCAACGAGGGCAUGGACGCGCUCUCGGACCAGACGCAGGUGUGCUUUGAUUUCCUUGCGCGCUUUACGCACUCGAACGCCGAGUCCAAGCCCAAGCGCUCGUUUGUCAACCAGCUCAUCAUGGGCGCGCCCACCGCCGGACCGGUGCGCGGCAAGGACGGCGCGAGGCACUCCAAGACGUGGCUCAUGGGUAACGGGCUGCUCACCGUGUCGACGGCCAAGAAGGCCGGAUGGGUCGAGAUCGUCAUCCGCAGGCCCUCGGGCACGGCAACGAUGCUGUGCAAGCUCGAGAACGUGCCCUCAGGCAUUUUGACGGAUGAGAACGGCGACAAGGCGCAACUGCCCGCGAUGCUCAUGAUGAACCGCAACCCGGACACCAUGAGCAAGCCGCCUCUCGCGGCUCCGGAAGAGGGGGUCGCGGCGGCAGACGAGGCGGCGGCCGCGGCGGCGGCUGCGGCCACGGCUGCAGACCCAGAUGCGGAUGCGGCGGAGGAAGGCAAGAAUGCGAGCUCGCUGCGCCGACGCGUCGAGGAGCGGCUGGAGGUGAGCGAGCGUCUGCGCGCGCGUCGUCCGUUGGGACCAGCACACUUUGGGCUGGGAUCGCGGCCGCGGUCGUCGUCGUUCUCGGGCGCGCUCAGCUCGUCGGAGGCCGCGACGGGUAGCGCUCGAGCCGAUGCGCUGGCGGGAAGCUCGCUGGCAAUGCGCGAGGUGAUGCGCGACAUCCUUGGCCCGGAGCAGGCUGGCGGUGGCAGUGCGUCGAAAGCGGCGCCGCGGGCGUCGGCAAAGGAGGCCGAGGUGGAUCCGAGCUUCUUUGCGCUGCAGCUGUCGACGUAUCCGGACAUGCUUGAGGACACAGCGCCGCUCCUGCUGCCGGACGAGCCUGCGACGGACCGUCUGAUCCGCGCGAUUGAUCUGACGCCCGUGGUGGACUUCCACAAGAUCGGCGUGCUGUACGUCGGGCCGGGGCAGGACGACGAGGUGGCGAUCCUGAGCAACCGCCACGGCUCGCGCGCGUAUACGCGCUUCCUGCAGGGUCUUGGCCAUCUGGUCUCGCUGCGCGGGCAGGAGGAUGUCUACACGGGCGGGUUGGAUCGGAACAAUGACGAGCAUGGCAAGCAUGCGUACGUGUGGACGGACGAGAUCUGUCAGAUUGUCUACCACACUGCCACGCUCAUGCCCAACGACGAGCGGGACCCUAUUCGACGCAGUAAAAAGGCGCUGAUUGGAAACGACUUUGUGCACAUUGUGUACAACGAGUCGGGCAAGGCAUAUCGGUUCGGCACGAUCGCAGGGCAGUUCAACUAUGUCAAUGUGGUCAUUUCGCCCAUGACGCGCGGCGGGGUGAAUUUGGGCGCGGCGAAUCCGGACGAUGCGAUCUUUUACCAGGUGACGCUGCAGCGACGCGUAGGGAUGCCCGAGUUUUCGCCCGUGGGCGAUGGGCAGCUGCUGUCGGCGGAUGCGCUGGCGCAGUUUGUGCGCGUGCUCGCGCUGCACAGCAACGUGGCGAGCCAGAUCUACCUCGAUACGGGCGAGGCCAUGCAGCCGUACUCGAGCAACUGGGUCUCGCGAUUGGGCCACAUUAGGAGGGCGCGCCAGCAGUUUUUGGCAAAGCGAAACCCAGAGGCUGCUGCAAGGCCAAAGGACAUGUCGGCCAACUCCAACAGCGCCGACUUGUACGACUUUACAAAGACCUUCUAG